Messenger RNA from Arachis duranensis, 519 nucleotides. RefSeq lists its product as uncharacterized. The transcript has a single exon. The record is from RefSeq and is a predicted model, not a curated record. The coding region runs from base 63 to 338 and encodes 91 amino acids. NCBI's taxonomy places the organism in Eukaryota, Viridiplantae, Streptophyta, Magnoliopsida, Fabales, Fabaceae.
AUAAAAGAGCCAGAAUACAAGAAGAAGAAGAAAAGGCAGGUGGAUAACAACGUUGAAUAUUAAUGGAAAAACAGGAGUCAAAGAAAAAACUCGGAGAUGGACCCCAAAUUUCAAGGAUGGAGCCGGUUACACAUGGUGCCUAUGGUGGUGGAAUGUACGGAACAGAAAAGGACCAACAAGAAGAAGAAAAAGAUAAUCAGCAACAAACAAAGGCACCAGCAAGCGAGAGCCAAAGUGCUGAUGGUCCCGUUGAUAAAAAUGUCAUAAAAUUCAAGCACCAUCCUCCUUCUACUGGAGAUCGAGAUAUAGACAUUACUGGCCAAUCUUAUUUCCAAUAAUUUACUCAUGUAAAAUCAUAAUUAUCAUACUAGUACCAGUAUUACAAUUAAUACAUCUCCCUCCCUUAUUUCCCUUUUCUGCCUACUGCAAUAGCCAAUAAUAUCAGCGUAAUACAUGUAGGUACAUAUAGAUAUUUAUAAGAAGUUUCAUGUAUGAUAUAAAUUAUCUCUUCUUUUUACC